Molecule: messenger RNA, 5166 nt
Organism: Eucalyptus grandis
Lineage: Eukaryota; Viridiplantae; Streptophyta; Magnoliopsida; Myrtales; Myrtaceae
Exons: 6
Coding region: 1-5166 (1721 amino acids)
Molecular function (GO): ADP binding
Source: RefSeq, a predicted model, not a curated record
AUGACUCAAGUCAUUCAAGAACUCCAUAAGAAAAAUAACUUCCCGGUUGUCCACUACGAAGAUCCUCCGAUAGGAAUCACUGCUCUCACUUCCGCUGCUGCAUAUGCCGACAAUGAUGAAGAUGUCUCGGAGUCAAGGGCUUCGUUUGCAGAGACGGUAAUUAAGGCUAUAGCUGAUGACAAGGUAUGUGUGGUUGGGGUGUAUGGACCAGGUGGGGUAGGCAAAUCCAAGCUUUUGGCAAAUAUCGAAAGGCAAGCAAAGAAAGAGAAGCUAUUUGAUGUGGUUGUCACAGAAGAUGUAUCACGCAAUCCAGAUCUAAGAAGAAUCCAAGGAGAAAUCGCUUAUGCAUUGGGUCUAAAGAUAAUGAAUGAGGAAACUGCUCGUGGGAGAGCAGAUCUUUUGCACAAGAGGUUAGAGAGUAAUUCUCAAAAAAACAUUCUCAUAAUUUUAGAUAAUUUGUGGAAGAAGCUGAAGUUGAACGAAGUUGGAAUCCCUUGUGGAUUUGAUAAUAAAGUAAGAGGCUGCAAGCUAUUGCUAACAUCUAGAAAUCGAGAUGUUUUACGUACUGAUAUGGGCUCUGACAAGGAGUUCCGACUCAAUGAGUUAGAGCAUGGAGAAGCGCGUAGACUUUUUGAAAGGACAGUGGGGAAUAUAAUUAAUGAUCUUGAUAUUAAACCCUGGGUAAAUGGAGUGGUCAAGAAUUGUGGAGGCUUGCCACUUUUGAUUGUUUCAUCGGCAAAAAGGUUGAAACACGGAGAGUUGGCUGCAUGGAGGAAUGCUUCGACCCAUAGAGACGUGUCGGAUGUAAAAUCAAUAGCUGAACAAAAUUACAAUGACUUAGGAGAUGAGAGGAUCAGAAAAUUGUUUUUGGUUUGUGCUCUAGACUCUAGCAGUAUUCUCUUGAGGUGUACCCUUCCCUACUGCAUGGGUUUGGGUUUAUACAAACAAUUCAGCAUGACCAUCGAAAGCGCUAGAGAUAGGUUGGUAAUGGAUUUACGUUCCUUGCAGAACUCUUCUUUGUUAUUAGAUGGUGAUGACAUAGAAGACCUCAAAAUGCAUGACAUAUUUGUUGACAUGGCCAUCUCUAUUACUUCCAUAGACUGGAAGGCCUUGAUCGGGAGGAAAGAUUAUGGGUUUAAAGAAUGGUCAAAGGAUGAGCUCAGCAAAUGCACUGCAAUAUCCUUCCGUUUUGUGGGCAUUGAUGAGCUUCCAGAGAAAUUAGAUUGCCCAAACUUGAAGAUGCUUCUGUUAUCCGAAUCCAACAAGUCUCUCAAAUUUCCUGAGUCAUUUUUUGAAUCUAUGGAGAAGCUCCAAGUCUUGGACUUGACUUGCUUAUCUUUCACCUCUCUACCUACGUCGAUUAAAAUCCUUGAAAACCUCAAUUCGUUGUGUCUUGAUUACUGCCAUCUAGAGGAUGUGACUCUUCUUGGAAAGCUGAAAGGAUUGCAAUUCCUAAGUUUCCACGGAUCUAUAAUCGCUCGGCUGCCCAAAGAAAUAGGUGGACUAACAGAAUUGAGAUUUUUGGACUUAACAGAGUGCUUCAGGCUCCAAAUUAUUGAACCUGGCGUGCUUGAAAGCUUGGUUAAUUUAGAAGAAUUGUACAUUGAUGGAUUUUGUCAAUGGGAGGCCGAGGAUGAAGCACCGCGAAGCAACGCCAGCCUGGCCGACUUGAAAAACAUGAAAAAGUUGAGAACUUUGCACAUUACCAUUCCUCAUUCUACCAAUCUCUCAAGCGACCUGCCAUUCGGGAAUCUGAAAGAGUAUAAAAUCCAAAUUGGGGCAAUUGCGCAUGGGUGCGAUGAAUACAAAGAAUCCAGAAGUUUAAAGCUCAAUUUGGAUUCUGGCAAUCUUCUCCGUGAAGCGUGUAUGCAGGAAUGUCUGGGGAGAACGCAAGAUCUCUGCUUGGAUGGAUUGCAAGAUGACAGAGAUAGCAUUCAUGACUUGUGCACCAAAGGUUUUCAGGAAUUGAAGCAUCUUUGUGUAAUAAAUAACCUCUCACUUCAAUAUGUUGUUGGCUCCACACAGUCCACUGGAUUUAUGAGACUGGAAUCAUUGGUUCUACAGAAUUUGAACAACUUGAAGAAGAUUUCUCGCGAUUGUCUUACCCCGGAAUCCUUUAGCAAAUUAAAGAUUGUGAAAGUGGAAAACUGUGAUGAAAUUAAACAUUUCUUUCCUUCAUCCAUGACAAGAAUAUUCUUGCAGCUAGAAGAGAUUGAAAUAAAUAGAUGCCACUUGAUGCAACAAAUUGUCGGAGAUGACGAGAUAGAUGAAUACAGAGAUGAAAUUGAUGAUGAUGCCAACGUGAAGUCAUGCAAGCUGCGUAGGCUAACGUUACAAAACUUGCCAGAGAUGAUGAGCUUCUAUAAAACCGUGGACCAUUCAGUCGUAUUCUUGGAUGGGCAACAGAUUCUUUUUCCCAGCUUGGAGGAGUUGACCGUCGUGUCGUGUGGGUUGAUGAAGAUAUGGCACAAUGAACUUUCUAAGGAAUCAUUCUGCGAACUAGCAUCCAUCACAAUCCGAGAUUGUGAAAAUUUGUCUCAUAUUUUUCCAUCAAAUAAAAUAGAGGUGUUCAAGAGCCUGGAAAUGAUUGAGGUGGUCAACUGUACCUCUUUGGAGUCAUUAAUCGAACAUGUUGCUGUCAAUACUAAGAAAAUGCCAAAAAGUUUGGUCUUCCGAAACUUAAAAAAAAUGAAGUUGUGGGAUCUGCCGAGGCUGGAUGCGUUAGUGACAAGUAGCUCCGAAGCAACUUUGAGUCUUCCUAGUCUGACUACCGUUAGCUUGCGCAACUGCCACAGUCUGAGAUAUCUCUUCACAUAUGAUACAUCCAGGACUCUUGUUAAACUUGAGAUGCUAGAUGUUUCUGAUUGCAAUAAAAUGCAGAAAGUAGUUGCCAUGGAAGAAAGUGAAGAGCGAAAUUUGAAGGCAAUGAAGUUCUCUCGUUUACAAACAUUGAAGCUUUGUUCCCUUAAGAGCUUGAUUAGUUUCAGCUUAGGAAGUUGUGCAUUUGAGUUUACCUCCCUCACAAAUCUCUCAAUUUUGGAGUGCACUGAACUCAAGGCAUUCAUACUGAGGCUGCCAAUGCCAAGAGUAGAGACGACGAAUGAGGGAACUGCUGGCUCUGAUGAAAGUCCACCUUCUUUAUUUGACGAGAAGUUAUUGAACAUAUACAAGGUUUGUACACAGGUUCUUUUUCCAAGUUUGGAGGAAUUGAAGCUUUCGUCCAUGUGCCAACUAAAGAGGAUAUGGCACAAUCAACUCCACGGACAGUCCUUCUGCAAACUUGCUUCCCUCACUGUUGAACUUUGUGAAAAUUUCUCACAUGUUUUUCCAUCAAAUUCAAUGGACAUGUUGCAAAGCUUGAGUAAAAUUGAGGUGGUUGGAUGUCCCUCCUUGGAAGCAUUAUUUGAACCGGUAAGCCUUAGCUCUGAGGAAAGGCAAAAGCCAUUGGAACUCUCUGCAUUAAAAAAAAUGAAGCUGUUGAAUCUACCAAGGUUGACAGACAUUUUGAAGGGUGACUGCGAAGUAACCUUGACAUUUCCUAGCCUGAUGGAAUUGAAUGUAAGAAGUUGUCCUAGUUUGUCAUAUCUCUUCUCAAGUACCACAGCCAAAACUCUUCAUGAACUUGCAGUGCUUGAUAUUUCCUGUUGCAAUAAUCUACGAGGCAUCAUUGUGAUGGAAGAAGGAAAAGGGAAAACUGCAGAGACAUUUGAGUUCCGUCAUUUAGCCAAACUCAAGCUUGGUGACCUUAAGAGUUUGAUUUGUUUUAGUUUAGAGAAUUGUGCUGGUGAUGGGUUAUAUCCUCUAUUUGAUGAGAAGCUUGCAUUUCCAAAGUUAGAAGAGCUACACAUCAAGGGAGUUCAACAAAAAGAACUAUGGAACAGUAAAAUCCUUAUGGAGUCCUUUUGCUGUCUAAAGACCCUCCAGGUGAAGCAGUGUCACAACCUAGUGAAUGUGAUUCCUUCAUUCAUGUCAGAGAGGCUGCUUCACUAUAUGGAGUCCUUGACAGUUGAGGAGUGCCCUAGUUUGAGAAACCUUUUUACAAUGUCUAUGGCAAAAAGUCUAGGACAACUCCAAUAUCUGGGUCUCAGUGGUUGUGGAGAGAUGGAGUACAUUGUCACCAAAGAAGAUCAGAAAUCGGAAGAAGCAAUUGACAAAAUUGUAAUUCCUCAACUUGUCACUUUGUAUCUUCACAUCAUGCCAAAACUUAGAAGUUUUUGCCAAGGGAAGCAUAUUUCAGAGUGGCCCUCUUUGAAAGAGUUUACCAUUGAAGAUUGUAAAGCUGUGAAAGUGAUUCUAGGAGAUGCCGGUUUAGAGGGUAACGGUCCAACAUAUCAACCGCUUUUACUCGUCGAAAAGGUUGAGUUUCCUGCUAUGGAGUCGAUGAAGAUCUUGCACAUGGAUAACAUGGAGAAGAUAUGGCUUGAUGAUCUUGAUUCAAACGCCUUUGGCAAACUCAAAACACUAGUAGUGGAGCAUUGUGAGAAACUUUUAUCCAUAUUUUCAUCUUAUAAUAUGCUCAUGAGAUUUCAAAACCUAGAGAAGAUAACUGUGACCGAUUGUGGAUCCUUAGAAGUAGCAUUUCAAGUCCAAGAGUUUGAAUUUAGCGAAGCUUGUUCUAUGAAUUCUUUUCAAUUGGGAGAAAUAGUUUUGACGAGGCUCCCAAAAAUGAAACAUGUGUGGAAUGAACUUCCUCGAGGAGGUUUUACCUUUGGACACUUGCAACACAUGGAGGUUGUCAAGUGUGAGAGUCUCAAAAGUUUAUUUCCAAGCUCAGUGGCAAAAAAUAUGACACAAUUCAAAGAACUUUUAGUAAUGGAUAGUGGGGUGGAGGAAAUUAUUGCGGAGAAAGACGGAGUGGGGAUGAGUGCAAGUGAUCUCUUCUUUCCGCAAUUAACCAACCUAAAAUUACUUGAGUUGCCGAAACUAGGGAGCUUCUACCAAAAUAGUCAUACUCUAGCAUGGCCACUCUUGAAGCAAUUGCGAGUAAGACAUUGUGGCAAGAUGAGGUCGUUCUUAUUUGCUUGUGAAUUUCAAGGCUGCCAAGGUACAACUACCAGCAAGAACCAAUCUGCGCUCUUUUCUUUUGAAAAGGAAAUUGACAUUGUCAAACAUUUCAUGCUUGUUGAUACUCGCCUAACCACACCUGUGAAUUGCUUAAAAACUUAA